GACAGCACUAGUUUUAUUUAAAGAGUGAAUGAGGAGAGCGCAGUUUUUCUGCUUUGGAUACUGUUUGAAUCAAAUAUGUCUCACACUGUGACUCUCACCGGUCCCUCGCCGUGGGGUUUUCGUCUGGUGGGUGGACGGGACUUCAGCACACCGCUCACCAUUUCAAAAAUAACACCUGCGAGUAAAGCAGCGCUGGGCAACUUGUGCCCUGGAGACACCAUCCUAGCCAUCAAUGGAGAAAGCACAGAGACCAUGACACACAUGGAGGCUCAGAACCGCAUUAAAGCCUGCACAGAUCAGCUUGUGUUGGCCAUCAGCAGAUCUGGAAAGGUUUGGACUCCAACUGGAAUAGAAGAAAACAAGACAAGUCCAUUCACCGGCACACUGGAGUCUGAGUCACAGACCUUUCGACCAAUCAGCAGUGGCUAUAGCCCCACUCCCAAGAGUCUGUCCCCCAAGAGUCCCAUCACAGGGGGUGUGCCCUACAAUAACGGCAACUCCAGACCUACCUACAACAAUCCAGCUGGCCUGUAUUCACAAAAUAAUGGAAAUGGUGCCCUACCGAAGCAGAUGGCAGGCCUCAACCUGGGCUCCCCCCACAGUUUCAGCCCUGAACUGUCAGUGAAUUCAUCAGGCGACCACAACGGUUUCGACACACAGUCAGAUGUCUACAGGAUGCUUCAGGACUAUGAGGAACCUGUGUCAGCUCCCAAACAAUCUGGCUCCUUUAAAUAUCUGCAGGGAAUCCUGGAAGCUGAGGAUGGGGGGAUCUCACCCGUGGACAGACAUGGUGUCAGAGGCUUGCGUUCCCCUGUCAAAUCCCCCGUGCCAAAGCUGGGCAGCCCCAUAACAGCUCCUCUGGCGCCAAUCCCCGGCUUACAGAAGCUGCCGCUGUGCACACGCUGCGCAAACAGCAUUGUGGGAACCAUCGUGAAGGCCAGAGACAAGCUCUAUCACCCCGACUGCUUCGUGUGUGAUGACUGUGGGCUGAAUCUAAAGCAGAGAGGAUACUUCUUCAUCGAUGAGAAUCUGUAUUGCGAGACGCACGCCAAGGCCCGUGUGCAGCCUCCGGAGGGAUAUGACGUGGUGGCAGUGUAUCCCAACUCCAAAGUGGAACUGGUCUAAGCACACACACACACUCGUAAACCCAAACACACACACACACACACAGGUUAUCCUUGAGGAUUCAGCUUGGUGAAGUGGAAAAUGAGAAUAACAAACUGAAACUUCUUUUUCAGUCCCUGCUCAACUUUAUCCUGGACUCACGUUCUGUAGUUUGUUAACAAAUACUGAAAUAGAGCAUCGCUUAUUCCUAGGUUAGACAGCCUUCCUAACAUUCGUACUGAGCAAUUCUAGUGUUGCUUUAAGAAGAAAGUUUGAAACGCAAGAUAACAGAAUAGACAAAACAACAUGUUCCAGAAGAACAUCUGUUCACCUAAAUUCCAGUGGCACACCAACAAUUUAUUUUUCUGAAAGCUGUGGUGAACUGAGGUGCUCAAAAAGGCCAGGAAGAAUGUCUCGAGCCAUGUGGAAAAUGGAAAUGGUAUUCAUUUAUUCAGAACGUUUGGGACGGUGUUUAUUCUUUAGCUAAGAAGCCAAGACGUGUGGUUUUUUUUUCUAGCUUCCAUCACCAAACCUAGCUUCAUCUUUGCCGUAAACUAAAGAAAAAGAGACUGUAGGAAUGGAAAACUGCAUUUGAUUGGCUCUGAGCAAAAUUAUGCUGUAUCCGUGUUGUAUGUGAAUGUAAUCAGACACGUAAUGGCUUUUCUAAAUGAGUCCGAACACAAUUUCUGUCACAAAUAUGCAUUGCAUUCUUAGAAGAAACUCUACGGACAGUUUUCUCGUUCACUCGGUAAAACAAUCAUUUGAAGAGAAUAUUGCUAAAUGAGGCCACACAUACCACCAUCUUUUAUCUAUUCAGCAUGUUUUCUGUCACAAAUCUAGCUAGCUGAAAAAAAUUGGUUUAAUGGCGCAGACGUUUCUAGAUAACUCUAUCACUCCCCCUUGAGUACUGAUGUUCGUUACCGCCACAGUACUGCAAAAACACACGUUAUGUACAAUAGCUCCACAUGGUUGAAAUGCGUUGGCCAAGCGAUUCUAACUGCGUUUGCAUAUUUGCGUACAGUAUGUGAUUUAAACUAGAUUUAUUUUGAUCGUUUGGAUGACUUCAUGUAAAACGAAACCA
Molecule: messenger RNA, 2185 nt
Organism: Sinocyclocheilus anshuiensis
Lineage: Eukaryota; Metazoa; Chordata; Actinopteri; Cypriniformes; Cyprinidae
Product: PDZ and LIM domain protein 4-like
Exons: 7
Coding region: 76-1125 (349 amino acids)
Biological process (GO): actin cytoskeleton organization; heart development; muscle structure development
Cellular component (GO): adherens junction; Z disc; filamentous actin
Molecular function (GO): muscle alpha-actinin binding; actin binding
Source: RefSeq, a predicted model, not a curated record